Messenger RNA from Mesoplodon densirostris (Blainville's beaked whale), 585 nucleotides. Its product is annotated as charged multivesicular body protein 4b-like. The record is from RefSeq and is a predicted model, not a curated record. Gene Ontology annotation, cellular component: multivesicular body; cytoplasmic side of plasma membrane; ESCRT III complex. The transcript has a single exon. The coding region runs from base 16 to 585 and encodes 189 amino acids. Gene Ontology annotation, biological process: late endosome to vacuole transport via multivesicular body sorting pathway; vesicle budding from membrane. Lineage: Eukaryota; Metazoa; Chordata; Mammalia; Artiodactyla; Ziphiidae.
UGGAACACAGAGGAGAUGCUAAGUAAGAAGCAAGAAUUCCUGGAGAAGAAGAUAGAGCAGGAGCUGAUGGCUGCCAAGAAGCACGACACCAAAAUCAAGUGUGCUGCCCUCCAGGCACUGAAGCGCAAAAAGAGGUAUGGAAAGCAGUUGGUACAGAUCAACGGCAUGCUGUCAACCAUCGAGUUCCAACGAGAGGCCCUGGAGAAUGCCAACACCAACACCGAGGUGCUCAAGAAUGUGGGCUAUGCCACCAAGACCAUGAAGGCUGCCCACGACAACAUGGACGUCGAUAAAGCUGAUGAGUUAUUGCAGGACAUUGCUGACCAGCAGGAACUUGCAGAAGAAACUUCAACAGCUAUUUCAAAAUCUAUAGGGUUUGGAGAAGAGUUUGACGAGGAUGAGCUCAUGACAGAAUUAGAACUAGAACAGGAGGAACUAGACAAGAAUUUGCUGGAAAUCAGUGGACCGGAAACAGUCCCUCUACCAAAUGUUCCCUCUGUAUCCCUACCAACAAAACCCACCAAGAAGAAGGAAGAGGAAGACGACGACAUGAAGGAAUCGGAGACCGGGGCUGGAUCCACUUAA